CGGUCGCGAGUCGCACGGCAGCCGCUGCGUGAGGCGGAUCGUUCUUUAUUCCGCAGCAUCACGAUCUCAGCUAACCCGAUACAAUUGCGGUCUCCGGUCAAAAUUACGCUGCUUUCGUUGUCGUUAUCGGAGAGAGUCGACUUUAAGAAGAUAAAACGAUCGUGCGACAGUGUCUUUUUUUAAAUUUCGCGGAAGCUUUAAAUUGCUCGUAUCAUCUCGCGUGACUAUUGUCAUUCCAACUUAUCAGAGUUUAUCGAUGUUAAGUGAUAAAUAAGGUUUAGUAAAAGAUCUUACUUCAGACUCUUACUUCGUUCACCGAUAUUUUCAUCGAUAGACGAGUGAACAUUAUUUGAUCAGGAAUUCCGAGACGUGUUUCUAAAUUUUAGAUGCGUUUAUCGAUAGAUUAUCACGUGUAGUGGUCAAUACGCGUCAGUGAAACAUCGAUCGUGGAUCGAUCGAAAGAUACUAAUUUGAAGAAAUUGCAUCAUCGAUUCAGGGUCGUUGAACCGUUGAGAUCUUUGAUCUCGCGUGUCGAUAGUUUCUUUCGACAAAGUAUCACGUUUACUCGAGUACUCGUAACGCAAGCGAUCGUUUUUGAUCGCGUUAACGAUCGGUUAACGAUAGAAGCGUAUGUCAAUGUCACCCUCGAGAUCGAACGGCCACAGUGUCGCAUGCAACGCAUGGUGUCAGAAAGUGUGGUUAGGUUGUUCCUGAAAGUAUCACGGUUCAGGAGAAGUGAAGGGAGCUGAGUGGAACAAAUUCCAUUGGUUUAUGAAGUUUGGCAACGCGAACUCGGUGUCAAGCAUGAUCUUCACCGGCAGGUCGGUGGACGCCCUCGACGAAGUUCGCGGUAGCAACGUGCAGACGGACAACCGUCGGGACGUUAGCGCCGUCGCCAUAGCCGCAGGAUGGUUCUCCAGUUUGCGCAGACCCGGCAAAAGGAACAAGAAGGGCUAUCAAAAGCAGGCCAAGAGCACAUGGGACCUUAGCACAUUAUCUAUGCAACUGAAAGAUGAGCUGGGCGAAGUGGUGGCCGAGAUGGAAGCGAUGGAGGGCGGCGGUCUCGCGGCCGACGAGACCAAGCCGUCGAACAAGGCGAAACAGACGUCGAUCGGCCGUAAGAAGUUCAACAUGGACCCUAAGAAGGGAAUCGAGUACCUGAUCGAGCACAAUCUGCUGGCCCCGACGCCCGAGGACGUCGCCCAGUUCCUUUACAAGGGCGAGGGCCUGAACAAAACCGCGAUCGGCGACUACCUCGGCGAACGACACGACUUCAACGAGAGGGUGUUGCGAGCGUUCGUCGAACUGCACGAUUUCACAGACCUGAUCCUGGUACAAGCUCUUCGACAGUUUCUCUGGUCGUUCAGAUUACCCGGUGAGGCGCAGAAGAUCGACCGGAUGAUGGAAUGUUUCGCGCAAAGGUACUGCCAGCUGAACCCGAACAUAUUCACGAACACGGACACCUGUUACGUGCUCAGCUUCGCCAUCAUUAUGUUGAACACGUCGCUGCACAAUCCAAGCGUCAAGGAUAAGCCCAGCGUGGAACAGUUCAUUUCCAUGAACCGUGGCAUCAACAAUGGCGGCGACCUGCCUCGCGAACUCCUUGUUAGCUUAUACGAAAGUAUAAAGACGGAACCGUUCAAGAUACCAGAAGAUGACGGGAACGAUCUGAUGCACACGUUCUUCAACCCUGACAAGGAAGGCUGGCUCUGGAAGCAAGCAGGCGGACGCUACAAGAGCUGGAAGAGACGAUGGUUCAUAUUAAACGACAACUGUCUUUAUUACUUCGAGUACACGACCGACAAGGAGCCACGAGGCAUCAUUCCGCUGGAAAACAUUCAGGUCAGAGAGGUGCAGGAUCGGCACAAGCCGCAUUGCUUCGAGCUAUACGCCGCCGGCUCCGAGUUCAUCAAAGCGUGUAAGACGGACAGCGAGGGAAAAGUUGUCGAAGGCAAACACACCGUGUACAGAAUGUCUGCGGCCACGGACGAAGAGAAAGAAGAAUGGAUCAAAUGCGUGCGGCAAAGCAUAUCGCACAAUCCCUUCUACGACAUGCUUGCAGCCAGGAAAAAGAAGGCACAAAAGACAAAUGUACAUUCGAAGAGUUAAACUUUACCAUGGACACAGCUUCUGGAGAAGCCUGGCGAGACACAAGACUGUCUAUUCACGAACCUACGUCCCUAUCAGGAUCGUGAAACACAAUCAAACUAAUCUGUACGGGGGUCCAUCCGACUGCGCUGAUUUAGCAGAAGACAUACAGAUGUUCGCUUCACCUGUUGAUGAGUGUUCGUCAACGUAGUUCAAGCGGCACGCAAGACACACAGACAAAUACGAAAGGAAGGGGAAGACGAUGCUAUUGAUUGAAGAUCGUUCGACAUUAUGUUUUGUAUAAGAAUUUAUGCUGCGUUUUAGGGGCCUAGAUGUGUAUUAUUUAAACAGACUUUGACGAUAGACACGAAACGUUUCCCUAAAAGACGAACGAGGAGAGAGAGAGGGAGAGACGUUGAAAAUUGUAGCAACUUUGAAGGUAGUAAAUCGUAUACACAUCCAACGAUCUCGUCGACGGUGCUGGACAAGUUCAAAUUAGACGCGAAAAGACUACUUUUUCUUUUCGUAGAAUUCGCAAAAAGAUAGAUAAAAGAUGUUCUGAGGGAAGCUUCGGUGAAAUGUUUGGAAAAGUUGAUAGAAGAAUAUGACGCGUGUAGCUUAUCGACCGAUGGAAUGAUAGAUUCGUCCAGAACAAAGAAGAGACAAUUUUGGAAAGAGUGAAAUCUUUCUUAUUUUCUGGCAGCUUUAGAGAAUUACCGAAACUCGAUAUUACUUCGAGCAAUCCAAAUAUGCGUAAAAUAUUUAUUUUAUACGGAACCUUCGCGCGUGACAAUGCCGCUUCGCGUUCUUUGCAAGAAAGAAGAAGAACCGGAGGUUCUUUGCCUCCAACCGAAGGUGAUUAGCAAGUGUAAUGGAACAAAGACUUUACAAACAAUUAUAAACGAACAUUAAACGCGAGAACGAAUUGGUAAGACGCGUGCAUUAAUGUGAUAGUUGUGUAUUUAUUUGAGAGAAGAAUGAAAAAUGUAUAGAUAAGACUAGUUCAAAACGUUUCCUCGAUAUGCCAGAAAUCAUCUUAAACUGUACAUUGUCGUACAGUUUGUAAGUAUGGCAUGUUAGCCAAUUACGUGACAGUAGGCUAGAACGAUUUGCGUUUUUUUUUUUUUUUCGUUUGAAUUAUAUAUAUAUAAAUAUAAAUAUAUACAUAUAUAUAAAUAUACAUAUUACGCACGAGACGCGUAACUUUGUGCAUUAUAUAUAUCGCAAUAUAAUAGUUAUGAUAGUACGCGAAAGUUAAAUAGUAACUUGAUAAGAUCCAAUUAAGAGCCUGCAUCCUGACAGUAUUUAAAUUCUCGCAACAAAAAACUGAAAUGUAAGCUUAAUUUACAGAAGCGUGAAUCCGCGUUAUCUACGAAAUUCAUAGAUUUGUUAUUAUGCGUUAAAAAUAACUUAUUCGUCUAGGUUAUUCUUCCUGCUUUUUCAUUUUUAAAUGAUUUAGGCAAAGAAAAAUAUAUCACGAUAGAUUUUUCGAAUACAUUUGAUAAUGAUCUUUGUAGAUAACCGCAAUCCUUUUUAUAUUACAAAGUGUAUCGAUUGCCGCUAGUCAAGCUCUUUCUACUUAUCGAACCCUUUUUACAGGAAAUAGCGCAUUUCAAAUGUUCAAAUGUUCAAAUGUUCAAAUGUUUAUUUGUUAUUAAGUAGUUGCCGAAGCAGAUUUUACACUACUCGCUAUUGUUCUCCGAUUCUAGUUUAAGAAAUCGUACCGAUCCGUCUUCGUGUCGCAAUUUCUAAACGUAGGUCCAUCUUAGCGAUUACCUAGCGAGCUUAAAUCAUAAUAGUACCAAUACAUAGAGGAAAGACAAGAAGAUAAAAAGGAAAGGCAAAGAUGCGGGUGCCUUUGAGAUCUUGUUCAAGCUAGUCGUAACAAUUAAUCCGUCAUAUACAAGGAGUAUGUAAUAGAACUCCAGGAUUAAUUAUGUUCUCUUUUUUUCCUUGCUACAUACGAGAGAGUCAGACAUCGAAGAAGCCUUAUUAUACAUACAUUAAAUAAUGAAACGCAGAAGUAAUUAUAUAGGGCCAAGACUAAUAGGAUAUAAGUUUUUUAACGUCACGCUACUCAUGGUAGGAUGUAUAACUGUUCCGCGAGACAGUAAUUUGUACCCAAUUGUAGUUUUCGAAGAAACGCACUAUUUCUAUUCGACUAUUGGACAGACAAUUGAUUCGUGGUUACCGACCCGUCCUUGAAUCAUCUUUGUACAGACUAUUUUCUCUUUUUUCUUUCCUUUCUUCAACUGCCUGCAACCACAUUAUACAAACAAUUCGAGGGACACCACGUUAAUCAUUAUUCGUCUGUAAUAUUUAUCCAACAACGUCGCUGAUUCCUUCCUUCCGCAAUGCUGCAGUAACGAUAGAUGUAAAAAAAAAAAACUGGUCAUGCAUUGUUAAGGAGUUGUGUAAAGUUAGUUUAGGAGAAUUGCUUAACGUGUUCACAUCCUUCAUAUCAUGUUUCCUUGAAGAAUUGUUUGUAGGUUGAUGUAAUAUAAUUUGUACUUUAUUUGGGGGAAGAUUGAUUAAUUACAUUUACUACUACACCAAGUUAUUGAAAUAACACGCCGAUAUGAAGAGAUAUAAAAUUGUUCGAAUACCUAUUUUAAAAAGAACAACGAUACGACUUGCAAGAAAUUUUUUCAUAAGAAAUAAAAUGUUAAAAAGAGAAGAAAAAUCAAACCGAAAAAUAUGUGAAGUUAUAAUUUAGUCUAAAAUACUCUAACUGAAACGAUUGAUUGAAUUCGAAAAUAAGAGAGCACAAAUCUUGUUUCUUGAUGAAGAAUUCAAGUGAUAACAAUGAAGCACACUUUCAAGUAAUAAAGUUUGUGUAUUAGUAAAGUGAUUUAUUCAAUCUAAGAAUUGUAUAAAGAAAACUGUAUUUUACAGUACAGAAUUGUAUAUUUCGUUGUAUAUUAUUUUCACUCGAUAAUUGUUAUGUAUUCAUACUGAUCUGUGUACUGUAUUUACGAUCGUAUAUGUAUUAAUUUAAACGUAAUUAAUAAAUAUUUCCAUUUCGUAAAAAA
Molecule: messenger RNA, 5120 nt
Organism: Bombus pascuorum
Lineage: Eukaryota; Metazoa; Arthropoda; Insecta; Hymenoptera; Apidae
Gene: step
Product: cytohesin-1
Exons: 6
Coding region: 772-2109 (445 amino acids)
Biological process (GO): regulation of ARF protein signal transduction
Molecular function (GO): guanyl-nucleotide exchange factor activity
Source: RefSeq, a predicted model, not a curated record